CAUAAUCCGGAAGCCCUCCUCUCUCUCUCUCUCUCGAUCGAUCGUGAAACCCUAACGUUUGAUCUCAGAUCGGAGAAGAUCGAAAGGCCUAACGCAGGAUCUGGGUCAGCAUGGCCCAGAUCGAGCAAGCGUGGCACCUCCUCAUUGCCCUCGUCCGGCUCGGCCGCCCCACACCCGCCGCCGACCUGGCGGCCAGAUGCGACCUCACGCUAUCUCCUUCCCCCGACACUGUCGAAUUCCUCUGUCGGAUCCCCGGAUCCCCGCUGCUUCUCACGGAUGGUGGCUUCGUCACUAUCUCCGACACUGCCGUGGCCACUUUCCUGGGAUUCCUGUCUAGCGCCGUCGCUCCAUUUGUGCCGAGGAUCGCGAUGGUGGGUUCGGCACAGAUGAGGACAUGCGGCAAUGUUUCGGUUACGUAUGCGAGGAAGAGGAAGGUGCGUCCUUUGGAUGAUGAUCUGGUCGCUGAUGUGCCGAUAGCGAAGAGGAGGCUUCUAUUGCCUUGUGGAGGAGAUGUGGAAGAAUUGGGAGGAUUGAAUAAGGAGGUUUCGGAUCAGCUUUCGAUUGUGAAAAAUGCUGAAAGUGCUGCUACAAAGGCUUCGCAGUUUGAUCUUAUGGUUUCUAAUAUUCUGAACAAUGAUGUUCUAUCAGUUGGCUUGUCUGCACCUACGUAUCCCUUGAGCAUCUUAAUCAAAAGAAACCCUUUACCUCUGUCUCUCAGUAACCCUAAUGAGGUCCAGUCAUCUUAUGCAAUUCAAGCAAUACACAAAAAGUUAUGCAAUAUAACACGAGCAACAGGAGUGCAUGAAGUUUUGUCAGAUUUCCUGAGCUUCAAACAUGACUAUGGUAUUGAGACUAGUGCCAACAUUCCUAAAGAAAUUGCACCUGAUGAUAGUAAGAUUGGUGAACCAGUUAUAGCAGUGGCCUUUCAAGAUUAUAUGGAGCAGAAGCCAACUCAUUUGGAGAAUGAGACAGAGACUUCGACAGAAAGAGGCCCCCAAAUGACUGUCCCAUUGACUUGUAGGAUCAAGAAGGAUAUAAGUGAGACAAAUGACUUUGGAGCCACAAAGUAUGAUGAUGAAACCCUUCUUGGUCAUGCAUUAAUACCAAUAGAUGGUGGAGAAGCCACUGCUGCAUUGUGUUCUCAAUCAAAAGAAACUUCAGUUGAAAUCAACCCUUUGAAGAAAAGCCUAGAGGAAUUUGUCCCUGCAGAAUGGACAAAUGAAAAGUUGGAACCUUCUGCACAAUGUUUAUCAGCAAAUCUAAGAUCUGUCAAUAAGAAGCAAAGCAAAUCCUUCGUGAAACCAAAUACGAUGGAUAUACCAAAUAUGGUUGCAGGGUUGAAUAAUUAUACCCCAUCAAUAGAUCACCAAAGACAUGGUUGCUCCUUGAAAAAACGUCAAGAAAAAAGGGAUCCUAAAAUUAUGGUUAAGAAGCAAACUAUGCAGAGCAUCUGCAAGAAAGAUACUCUUAUCAAAGAUCACAAGGACACAUUUCCUGGGGCAUCUAAAUGCGACUUCGAUCCAAAGUUACUGCCAAACUUUGAAUCUUUCAUCAUAGAGGAAGAGGAAGGUUCAGGUGGGUAUGGUAUUGUGUACAGGGCUCGAAGGAAGACAGACGGAAAAAUAUUUGCAAUAAAAUGUCCUCAUGCCAAUGCUCAUUCACAUCACAUCAACAAUGAAAUGAAGAUGCUGGAACAAUUUGGAGGCAGGAACUUUGUAAUAAAGUUCGAAGGCUCUUUCAAAAGUGGCAAUUCAGAAUGCUUUGUUCUAGAACAUGUGAAGCAUGAUAGGCCAGAGGUCUUGAAAAAGGAGAUAAAUGUAUUUGAACUUCAAUGGUACGGUUAUUGCAUGUUCAAAGCCCUUGCCAGCUUGCACAAGCAGGGUAUUGUGCAUCGGGAUGUUAAACCUGGAAAUUUUCUCUUCUCUCGCAAGCUCAACAAAGGAUACCUUAUAGAUUUCAACUUGGCCAAUGAUCUGCACCAAAAGUUUCUCAAAAACAGAAAACAUGAGGCUGAUUCCAUUGUAAGACCAAACCCAGUUCCUAUACCAGACAUGAAGUCGACUUCACGUAAACAAGCCAAGGAAGCAAUGAAAGAAGGAAUUUUGGACAAUAGAUUCAAGGAGGCGACCAAUGACUCGAAGAAACAUCUUACCAAAAGCUUGAAGAGGUCCGAGAGAAGUGCAAUGGAUGUCUUACCUAAACAUGACAACAAAAAUAGGUGCGGAAGUCAAGCUGCCGAUGUUUCUGGCGUAACAUCAGCAAAAGAUCCAACAAGUGCAAGGACUGAUAAGUUGAAGCAACCAAUUCCUUGCAAAGGGAGGAAGGAGCUAAUAAAUUUCUUGCACGAGGCAAUGCAAACUCCCAGUCCGAAGGGAGAAGCUGUUCCUACUUCUCAGAGGAAAAGGGUAGCUGCUCCUUUGGGUAAAAUGGAGAGAAAGCCGGUAAUACCUACUCCUAUGCCAUUGCAUUAUGGUGGGAUUCCUGUUGCUGGUUCGGGCACAUGCAGUAACAAAAGAAACGGGAAGCAGAAGAGAGAGGGUCCUUGCGUUGGAACCAAGGGCUUUCGAGCUCCAGAGGUUUUGUUCAAAUCUCUUCAUCAAGGCUACAAAGUAGAUGUCUGGUCUGCUGGCGUUACGUUACUCUACUUGAUGAUAGGAAGGUCGCCUUUCGGCGGUGAUCCAGAACAGAAUAUAAAGGAAAUUGCAAAGUUGAGGGGUAGUGAAGAUCUGUGGGAAGUGGCCAAACUCCACAAUUGCGAGUCUUCGUUUCCUCAGGAAUUGCUCGAUUUCCGAUCGCUGCGAUCCACAGAGCUGAGAGAAUGGUGUGUUCUUAACACCAAGAGGCCAGAGUUGUUGGAGGUGAUUCCACGAUCGCUGUUUGAUCUCGUGGACAAGUGCUUGACGGUGAAUCCAAGGUGCAGGAUCACCGCCGAGGAAGCUCUGAUGCAUGACUUCUUUGCCGCGUGCCAUGAGAGCCUAAGACAGCAGAGGAAGCUGAGGAGGGAGGCCGCCUUGGAGUCUGGAACUCCCUUUGCGGGUGCUGUGUAAACCUCCUUGCCGGAUCAGCCAAUUCCACUGGAUCGGCGAUGGUCGUGGCCAAUUCAUUUUCUUCAGAUGCUGACCCAAAUGAUGAUUUAACUCAUGCCUCAUGUACAUUUUGGUAGAGAGCGCCCAAUAUGCAUGGUAUCCGUGGGGUUUUAAGUUGGAAGAAGACUCGCCGGAUUACUAUGGUGUUGUGUGCUUCUAUCAAUGUCAUAUAUUAUUAAUUUAUACAAACAAACAAUCAGAGCAUAUUGAGUAU
Musa acuminata subsp. malaccensis (wild Malaysian banana) is the source of this 3300-nucleotide messenger RNA. RefSeq lists its product as uncharacterized. The record is from RefSeq and is a predicted model, not a curated record. Lineage: Eukaryota; Viridiplantae; Streptophyta; Magnoliopsida; Zingiberales; Musaceae. Gene Ontology annotation, cellular component: cytoplasm; nucleus. Gene Ontology annotation, molecular function: ATP binding; protein serine/threonine kinase activity. Gene Ontology annotation, biological process: protein phosphorylation; mitotic DNA damage checkpoint signaling.